This is a messenger RNA of Medioppia subpectinata, 420 nucleotides long. The record is from the annotation of a GenBank genome assembly. NCBI's taxonomy places the organism in Eukaryota, Metazoa, Arthropoda, Arachnida, Sarcoptiformes, Oppiidae.
AUGGUAUGCAAAUUUGUUGUCUACUUAUGUCUGCUGUUAUUCUCAAUGCUGUUUGCAUUACGAGUGGACAACACGAUUGUCAUCUCGUAUUGGCUGGUAUUCACUCCAUUAUGGCUGUGGAAGUGUUUGGUGAUCGUCGGAGCACUCAUUGGAACCGUUGUAUGGAUUCGUAACCCAGACUAUCGCCAAUCGGACAACUCUUACAUUCACUUCAAAUCAAUGCUAAUAAGUCUUUCGCUUCAGUUAUUGUUAUUAAUGUUUGAGUUAUUAGUUUGUGAUAAACUGGAAUCUGGGCGACACUUCUGGAUCUUGGCGUUCAUUCCUCUGGUGUUCAUCUCGUUGUUGUCGAUAGCGGUGUGCAUUUGGUCGCUCAAGAAUGACCGCGCCUUCGAGAUGGAGCUGUUCUGCUCCGUCAAUAUC